Molecule: messenger RNA, 3188 nt
Organism: Gadus macrocephalus (Pacific cod)
Lineage: Eukaryota; Metazoa; Chordata; Actinopteri; Gadiformes; Gadidae
Exons: 9
Coding region: 43-1737 (564 amino acids)
Molecular function (GO): protein binding
Source: RefSeq, a predicted model, not a curated record
GAGCUGACUCCUGAGAGCAGAUGGAUUGGAAGCUGUGGAACCAUGGUUACCAUUUCUGAACCGGACCCUGGAGUCUCUGAGGAACCUGAGGACACGCCUUGGGAACCCAGGAAGAGAAGAUCUGCUGAUAGAGCAAAGAGGAAGGCUAAGUUCCGAAGCCGUAGAAGCCGUCAGAGAGUAACCAUGGUCACCAUCUCUGAACCGGACUCUGGAGCCUCUGAGGAACCUGAAGACACGUCUUUGGACCGGGAGGAGACCAGGAAGAGGAGAUUAGCUCUAUGCUUUCACAUCACUGUCAUUGUGAGCAUCGGACUGCUGAGUAUUCUCCUCAUCUCCCUGCGCUUCAACUCACCGUCACCUUGGAAGGAGGGGAGAGAGCAGUUACUGGAUGAACUUGAUGAAUUGGCACUUCGUGGCUGGAUGUUUCACGACGAGAGUGUCUACCUUAUUUCUACUACUAAGAAGAACUGGACGGCCAGCAGAGAAGACUGUCUGCAGAGAAACGCAGACCUGGUGGUUAUCGACAGCAGAGAAGAACAGGAACAGGUUUUCAGGUUUGUCAGCAGAUUGAUGGGUACUUCCUGGCUAGGACUGAGUGAUCGAGACACAGAGGGGACCUUCAAGUGGGUGGAUGGUACCCCCAUGACCUCAAGUUGGAGACACGGUAAACCACGCGUUGACGGCGGAGCAAAAUACUGUGUCGUAGCAGGGGAGGACGGCUGGUCCGAAGAACCGUGUGACAGACUGCACCACUGGAUCUGUGAGAAGGCCAUACACCUGGAUCAUCUGCAGGCUGGGCGAAACAAAGAGGCCAACAAUUUGGCCUCCCAUCAAACAGAGUCCAACAAUUUUACAGGGUCAGCGAUGCCCACGGAGGAGGAGGAGGAGGAGGAGGAGGAGGAGGAGGAGGCCCCCAACAUCACAGAGUUCCACUCCUCUAACCAGGUGUUGCCCUUGGGCCAAAUGGCCCGCUACACCUGCCACGCCGGCGGCACGCCGGAGCCCACCGUCGAGUGGCUCCACAACGGCAGGCCCCUGGAGAGGGACGGCACAGACGACCAAUCAGAGGCCUGGGUGGAGAGGGGGUUCCUCUUCGUAAGAGGUGUGAGGUCUGGUGUGAACACGGUCUGCUGCAUGGCGAGCAACAGCGCUGGCACGGCCAAUCACAGCGCUGAGCUGCUUGUCUUUGAUGCCUGUGAACUCACAUUGGACCCCAACACGGCCAACCGAGAACUCUAUCUGUCUGAGGACAACAGGAAGGUGAAGCGGGAUGGAAGGGACCAUUCGUAUCUGGAUCACCCAGAGAGAUUUGACUCCCAGGCUCAGGUGUUGGGUAGAGAGGCUCUGACUGGCCGCUGUUACUGGGAGGUAGAGAGGGAAGGAGAUGUUUUUAUAGGAGUGACUUACAGAGGAAUCAAAAGGAGAGGAGGGGGUUAUGACAGCCUGCUUGGAGCGAACAACAAGUCCUGGAGUCUUGAUUGUUAUGAUCAUGGUUACUAUGCCUGGUACAACAAUACAGAGACAUUCAUAGGUCUCCCACCCCCCUCUGGCUCCACCAGAGUAGGAGUGUAUCUGGACCGGCCUGCUGGCACUCUGUCCUUCUACAGAGUGUCCCCAGGUGGAGGAGGGUCCUCAGACACACACAUCCACACCUUCCAGUCCACCUUCACCCAGGAGGACCUCCUCCCUGGGGUUGUGUUAGCGGGGGGUGCUUCAGCGUCUUUGUAUCAGUUGUAGAAAAGGGUCUCUCUCUCUCUCUCUCUCUCUCUCUCUCUCUCUCUCUCUCUCUCUCUCUCUCUCUCUCUCUCUCUUAUGAAGACUUUUAAGAUUUUCCAUUGAUAGAUAAGCACAUUUAUUAUUGGAAAUGUACAUAAAAUACCUAUUGAUGGUAAAUGUUUCAGACAUCCCCAGUUUUGGUCUUAAGGGCUCUGAUAUAAUUUUUUUCAUAUUCCUGAUUUACACCUGAUUUAAAGCAGAUUUCAUAUUCUAUUCAUAAAAACCAAGAGGUCUGUUGGAUAAUGUUGCAUGUUGUCAAUUACUUUAAGCUGAAUCUUGAUUUUUUGUGUUUUGUUGGGAACCAAACGGCCGUAGAACACAACAGAUCAGUUAUUAAAGAAACGUGCACACCUGUUGAUGAUUUGUAAAGUCUGCUGCUUCUAUUGUUUUAGUCCUCGUGUUUAUUGUGUGCAUGUAAGGGACUAUUUCUCUAUUGUGUUUGUUAAUGAAGCAUAAUUGUAAUGAACCAUUAUUGUUUUAUUAGUAAAUAAUGCUUACAUAAAUGCCUUAAGAAUAAUGAUAGAUUAAUCAGAAACAACAAAUGUUUUUCCGAUAUUAUUCUCUGACCUCCUCCCUGGGGUUUGGUUGGGGGGGGGGGGGGGGGGGGGGUGCCUUAGUGUCUCUGUCGGUUGUAGAAAGAAACCACAGACGUGUACUUAACUAUACUCCAAAUGCUACAUUUUAUGGGGCUUCUGAAAAGUUGAUCACGAUAAACCAUGAAAGGAAGACACUUUUAAGAUCUUCCAUAGGAUUAGCCAAGUUAUUAAUAUUUAAUGUAGUUGACAUGUGUAUUAAAUACCUAUUGAUGGUAAAUCACAUGGUUUUUAUACUACAAUAUUUGUACAUUUUCAGGCAUGAACAGUUUUGGAUUGGAGGACUAUGAUGUCAUUAUUUUUGUCAUAAUCCUAAAAAGGAACCUGAUUAAAGCAGAUUUUAUAUUUUAUUCAUAAUAACCAAGAGCUCUGAGGGAUAAUGUUGUAAAUUACUUUAAGCUGAAUUUUUCUGGUGUAUUUGUUAAUGAAGCAUAAUUGCAAUAUGCAACUCAGUUGAUCCAACAGUGUGUGUUCAGCCGAUAAUCAUUCUCGUUUUAUUAGUAAAUAAUGCUUGCAUAUGCGCCUUAAUAAUAAUAUUAUAUUGAUCAAAAAUUAGAAAUAAAACAAAUGUUUUUACGAUAUACGGGGGUGCCUCAGUGUCUCUGUGUCAGUUGUAGAAAGAAACCACAGAGAGACGGCCGGACACACACUAUGUGAGAGAGAGAGAGGUGAUUGAGAAGAGGAGAGAGAGUAAGAAAGUAUUUUAUUGUCUCUCUCACAAGAGAAAUUUGCUUUAGGCACACCGAGAGCAUCGGCGAUGCAUACAUAAAAAAUUGACAUAGACAAUUAUAAAAACACGAAAGAUGAAACACAUAGCAU